Messenger RNA from Sphaeramia orbicularis (orbiculate cardinalfish), 3245 nucleotides. It is a transcript of the gene znf503, whose product is annotated as zinc finger protein 503. The record is from RefSeq and is a predicted model, not a curated record. Gene Ontology annotation, biological process: negative regulation of DNA-templated transcription. Gene Ontology annotation, cellular component: nucleus. NCBI's taxonomy places the organism in Eukaryota, Metazoa, Chordata, Actinopteri, Kurtiformes, Apogonidae.
GUUUCUCCAAAUUAAGCCACCAUCUCUGAAUUCAGCGUCAGUUUUACUCUACACUAUAGGGACUUUCUAUUCCGUGCUGUGGAGUGCACCCGUAGCUCCACAUUUAAAACAGCGUAAGCGUUCACAGCAACCACAAUAUUUCAGCGUAUCUCCUCCCCCGAGCUGUCAAAAUAGAGGCGCUUACAAAGAGGAGAACGUCACAUCCCCUUGACCCUCCAAUCACCUCAGGGUCCCAUUUGAUUGGAAGGCGGCAAAGGCUUUAAUCUCGGACUAAUUCAGCUGCUUUUGAAGUGAAAAUUUCUACCAGUUCGUACUUCGGGAGUACAGAGCGAGGACCUGCAGACAGACGCACACAAGGCGCAGCGCUCAUGGUGCAAGACGCAGCCACGGAUCUGCGAUAACCUCGCACGGUCUCCUGCAGCUGCCGCGCCUUGCUCCUUUACUACCAGGAUUACCUAUUAUUGAAGCAUUUUACGCUUUUCCCCCCCCGAGAGAGGGUUUUGACGCUUUCUUGAUUUUCUUAAUGAAUCUGACGAAAGCAUCGCCGUUUCAUUUCCUGACAAUUGGGACAUGAUCACAUCGCCCUCGGCGUCUAUCCUGAAAAAUAGUGAUAUUUGUGUAGCUUGGGAAAGCAGCAGUUCACGGAAUAGCAGCUCAGCGAGCAUCAACAAGCCUUUUCUCCACUCCUCACCUCCGUCUGAUCCACUACGGCAAGCAAACCGACUUCCCAUCAAGGUUUUGAAAAUGCUUACCGCACGGUCGGGACACAUUUUGCACCCGGAGUAUCUGCAGCCUUUGCCUUCUACCCCGGUUAGUCCCAUCGAGUUAGAUGCCAAGAAAAGUCCGCUGGCUCUGCUGGCGCAGACGUGCUCUCAGAUCGGCAAACCGGACCCACCACCCUCCUCCAAAUUAUCCUCCGUCACAUCAAAUGGAUCUAGUGAGAAGGAAUCUAAAUCCGGUCCUUUGAAACUAAGCGACAUCGGUGUGGAUGACAAAUCUAGCUUCAAACCAUAUUAACCUUCAGAUAAGAAGGACUCGUCUUCGGGCGUCUCGGGUGGAGAGAAGUGGUUCCGAGUGCCGAGCGCCACCUGCCAGCCGUUUACGCCGCGGACAGGCAGCCCCAACUCCUGCACUUCAGCCUCCCCCAUGCCAGCAGAGGGGAAAUGUGGGGACAGGGAUGAAAAGAAAGAGUCUGAUUGUAAUAAAAAUGGCACUACGGACGGGUCUGGCACCACUAGCCACAGCAGGAUAAGCGUGAGUUGUGGUGGAAUAAACGUUGAGGUCAAUCAGCACCAGGAGACGACACCUGGCACUAAAACCACGUCCUCCUCGGACUCCUCUUCUGUAACUUCUGUAUCCUCCGCAUCCGUUCUUGGGUCAGGACUUGUGGCGCCGGUUUCUCCUUACAAACCGGGACAGACAGUUUUCCCUUUGCCUCCUGCUGGGAUGACCUACCCAGGUAGCUUGGCCGGGGCCUAUGCUGGUUACCCCCAACACUUCCUGCCCCACGGAGGGAGCUUGGUUAACGCACAACUGGCCAGUUCUCUGGGCUGCAGUAAGGCCGGAUCCAGCCCUUUGGCCGGGGCUUCCCCUCCGUCCAUCAUGUCGGCCAGCCUGUGCAGAGACCCUUACUGCCUCAGUUACCAUUGUGCCAGUCACUUAGCGGGCGCAGCCGGUGCCUCUUGCACACACGACUCUGCAGCUGCGGCGGCCGCUAAUGCCCUCAAGUCCAGCUACCCACUAAUGUACCCGACACACCCCAUCCACGGCGUUCACUCCACGGCACCUUCAUUUAGCGGACACCCCCUGUACCCGUACGGUUUCAUGCUCCCCAACGACCCUCUCCCUCAUGUUUGUAACUGGGUGUCGGCAAAUGGACCGUGCGACAAGCGGUUCUCCUCUUCGGAAGAACUCCUGAACCACCUGAGGACACACACAGCUUUUACUGGGGCUGAGAAGUUGAUAUCUGGGUAUCCCGGGUCCUCAUCUCUGGCCAGCGCUGCAGCAGCGGCCAUGGCCUGCCAUAUGCAUAUGCCCCCGUCAGGAGCCCCAGGGAGCCCCGGGACUUUGGCUCUCAGGAGCCCGCAUCACGCGUUAGGACUCAGCAGCCGCUACCAUCCGUACUCCAAAAGCCCCCUGCCCACCCCCGGUGCCCCAGUCCCCGUCCCUGCAGCCACCGGCCCCUAUUACUCCCCUUAUGCACUGUACGGUCAGAGACUCACCACAGCGUCUGCGCUGGGAUACCAGUGAGGACCAGGACUGGGCAAAGUUUAUAGAACUAAGAAUGCAAAUAGAAAGACUUUUAUAUUAACUGCGCUAAACUUAUGGGCGGGAUCCGUGGACUUCAACUGUAUUUAUUUAUAUGUCGGCUUAAAAGCAGGCGAUAAUAGCUGCAAAUGGAGAAUAUUUGAGCAACUCAAAAGUGCAUUAUGUUGAAACUGAUCUCUAUAGGUAAAGUGAAAACACACACAUGUUAGAGUACUAAUUAAAGUAGGGGUCUUCAUUUCGAUGUUAAUUUGAAAUUGCUAUGAUUGUAUUUGUUCUUAUUUAAUGUCUCAUUGAAAAGAAAAUAAUUUACAUGCAUGUUUGUUUCUUAAAUUUCAAAUUGUCCACAUUUUAAAUUGCCGUUAUUUUUCAGGUGUAUACCUUGGAAAGAGAAUUGGUAUUUUUUUGUAUGUAUUCUGGAAAAAAUAAGAAACAAUUCUGUUCCAUAUCUCCGUGUGCCUCAUUUCCUGGCGUAUAUGAUUAAUGCACUUAUCAUUUAUAUUUUAGAAGAAUUUAAAUUAAGCCGGUUGAUGUUGUAAAUUCUGUUCAGGCCCAUAUGUUAAAAAAAAUUAACAAACGUACACACACACACACACACACACACACAACACACACACACACACACACAAACAGGUCAAUGCGGUGUAAAGCUUUUUUUUUUUUUUUUUGCUUCCUUGCUUUAUGGUUUACUAUAUUCUUAUAUACUUGUUUUAUGCCAAAUAAUUUCAAAGCUUUAGGCCUGUGUUUUAACCAGAGCACACGUGUUUUAAAGUCAGAACUGUGUAAAACUUACAGAGCGAACUGGUUUUGUGUGUCGUUGUGUGAGUGUGUGACAGAUACACACACGCAGGUAAACUGGUUUUAUAAAGUGAAUUUAAUUAUGAUGUUAAGUCUGCUGGUGGGUAAUUUUAUCGCUUAAUUUAGGACGUGUCGUUUUCGGACAGGUGUUCGUACUAAGUUAAAAUUGGGAAACACGAGAA